AUGACAGCUGCCCCAACAACCACAACAGCUGCUCCAACAACCACAACAGCUGCUCAAACCACAACAACAGCUGCCCCAACAACCACAACAGCUGCUCCAACAACCACUACAGCUGCGCCAACCACAACAACAAUUGCCCCAACAACCACGACAGGUGCCCCAUCAACCACGACAGCUGCCCCAACAACCACAACAGCUGUUCCAACAACCACUACAGAUGUACCAACAACCACGACAUCUCUUCCAACAACCACGACAGUUGCUGCUACGACAACAACAGCUGCUCCAACAACCACUACACCUGCUCCAACGACUACAACAGCUGCACCUACAACCACUACAGUUGCUCCAAAGACUACAACAACUGCACCUACAACCACAACAACUACUCCAACGACUACGACAGCGGCUCCAACAACCACGACAGAUUCUCCAACAACGACAACAGCUGCACCAACAACCACUACAUCUGCCCAAACAACCACAUCAGCUACUCCAGCAACUACAACAGCGGCAUCUACAACCACUACCGCUGCUCCAAUGACCUCAACAGCUCUGCACCUACAACCAACACAGCUACUCCAAUGA
Molecule: messenger RNA, 588 nt
Organism: Periophthalmus magnuspinnatus
Lineage: Eukaryota; Metazoa; Chordata; Actinopteri; Gobiiformes; Gobiidae
Product: integumentary mucin C.1-like
Exons: 2
Source: RefSeq, a predicted model, not a curated record